Molecule: messenger RNA, 1230 nt
Organism: Cynara cardunculus var. scolymus (artichoke)
Lineage: Eukaryota; Viridiplantae; Streptophyta; Magnoliopsida; Asterales; Asteraceae
Product: deacetoxyvindoline 4-hydroxylase-like
Exons: 3
Coding region: 3-1127 (374 amino acids)
Source: RefSeq, a predicted model, not a curated record
CCAUGUCAAAUAACAUUCAAGAAGUCAACGCAUCAAUCGGAUCAGAUUACGACCGUCAAACCGAAUUAAAAGCUUUUGAUGAUUCAAAAUCCGGCGUCAAGGGCCUUGUCGAUGCUGGAUUGUUGAAAAUCCCUCGUUUUUUCAUCCAUGAUCCACCCAUAAUCAACGAGCCAAACUCAUCAACAACUCGGACUCCGAUCGAUAUCCCAGUUAUCGAUCUCAAACGAACCAACGUUCGGGCCGAGAUUGUCGAAAAUGUUGCGCACGCUUCUGAGAACUGGGGGUUUUUCCAGAUCAUCAAUCAUGGGAUCCCGAAGACAGUAUUGGAUGAGAUGAUUGAUGGAGUUCGAGGGUUUCAUGAGAUGGAGACGAAGGAGAAGAUCAAGUAUUACUCUCGUGAUUACCAGAAACUGUUUUUUUAUGUCAGCAAUUUUCAUCUUUUUACAGGUGAUGCAGCUAGCUGGAAUGAUUCGUUUCUGUCGGUUUUGGCUCCUAAACCCCCUCAAUCUGAAAAACUCCCCCCGAUUUGCAGUGACAUCUUAACAGAGUACUCUAACCACAUCAUGAAGUUGGGGUUCACUCUGCUCGAAUUGUUCUCCGAGGCUCUUGGUCUGGAACCAGAUCAUCUCGAAGGUAUGGGUUGUGGUCAAGGACUGUUCCUCUUGGGUCAUUACUACCCACCUUGUCCUCAACCAGAAUUGACGUUAGGGACGAAUUCCCAUACCGAUGCUGGUUUCUUUACCAUACUUGUACAAGAUUUAUUGGGUGGCCUUCAAAUUCUCCAUCAAAACGAUUGGGUUGAUGUCUCACCGCUUCCUGGAGCUUUAGUGAUCAACAUCGGGGAUCUUUUACAGCUCAUCACGAACGAUAAAUUCAAAAGUGUCCAUCACCGAGUGUUGGCGCAAAAAGGAAGGCCGAGGAUAUCAGUCGCAUCCUUCUUCCGGCCAUUUCAUGAAGGAAUUGAAUCAAUAAUUUACAGGCCAAUUAAGGAGUUGGUGUCUGAAGAAAACCCUGGUGUCUACAGGGACACUAACCUAAAAGAAUAUGUGACACUUCGAAGCAAGGCUGUAGGAAUGAAUGGAAGUUCUGCUCUUGCUCCUUUUAAAGUUGAAUCCAUGGAGGUUUAGAGGUCUGUUUAUUGCGGAACUCCUCGUUCUGAAACUCUGCUUGCAAAUUAGAUUGAACUUUGUGGUAUUUGGUGAUGUUUAAUGUUAUUUAAUUACGAGUACU